This is a messenger RNA of Kwoniella shivajii, 315 nucleotides long. RefSeq lists its product as uncharacterized. NCBI's taxonomy places the organism in Eukaryota, Fungi, Basidiomycota, Tremellomycetes, Tremellales, Cryptococcaceae. Bases 1 to 315 code for a protein of 104 amino acids. The transcript has 5 exons. The record is from RefSeq and is a predicted model, not a curated record.
AUGACAACCACGAACGACACCAAGCAAGCGACGCUCGACUUUGAGCGAAAGCCCUCGAUCGAGAUGAUCGAGGACAUGGGUGACCUCAAGAAACUUAUCGAGGCUGUCGCGACUGAGGUCAUCGAAAAUGCUCGACUGCUCCGAAUGAUAGACAAACGAGUACUUCCCGUACUAGUCUGGUGCUAUCUUUUACAGAUCUUGGACAAGUUCGUUUUUGGAUAUGACAAUGUGUACGGUAUGAGCACCUCACUCGGCUUGAAGGGUACGUAUUAUCCUCUAGCGUCGACUAUAAAUAAUGUCGCUCAGGCUGCCUGA